AUUCAUAGUUAGCAUAUUAACUUAUUUUGAGAAACCAUGAAUAAAUCAACCACAAAUUCAAAUAACAAUGAGUUCCAUCUGGGCAUAAAACAAUCAUGAUACAUUACAUUAAUAUUCAUCCAUUGUGAAUCAAAUUAUAAAAAAGUAUCAGUUGAUGUUUUUCACAAGUCGAGCAGUUCCAAAAUACCACCCUUAAGAUGAUCAUGUAUUACUGGAGUUGCCUGUUUGUUAUAGCAGCUACUGCACUGAUAAGCUUGGAAGCCUGUGAAGUACCUCAGGGUAAAAGCAUUGGAGUAGGACGUAAAUGGGUAUCGAAAAACAAAUGUGUAAGCUGUAAAUGUACAACUAAAGGCUUGAGUUGCAAACGUGGCAAAAAGACCAAUUGCCGAUCAGGUUGUCUCGAGGGCCCAAUAAUCCAUGAUGUUGGAUCCAUAAUUCAACAAAAUGAAACACAUAGCUGCGAAUGUAUGGCAGGAGUUUACAUAGAUCAUAUUGUAUGCAAUGAAAAAAGCUCACAUGGUUGGAUCAAAUGGGGACCUUGGAGUGAAUGUGCUAAUUGUGAAACACAUCCUUCUAACCGCAAGGUGCGUCAUCGCAUAUGUGUUGAUACACUUGGAAAGGAGGUAGAUGCUGCUCUGUGUGAAGGAGAUGCAAGAGAAAUAGAGCAAUGUUGUGGUGAUAAAGAAGAAGAAUUCCCUUGGGUGGUUUCCAUAUCUAACAACAACAGACAUUUUUGUGGAGGAGUUAUCAUCUCAGAUGUUUGGAUCCUCACAACAGCUCACUGUUUGUGUGAAUGGAAGUACAACUGCUGUACAAAGCAAAAACAAUUUAACAUAUCGAACUGCCCCCUUAUGACAGACUGGCGUGUAACUGCUGGUGUGCUCAAACUGUCUUCCAACAAAGGUCAAAUCAAGCAAAUAAGUGAAGUCAUUAUACAUGAAGACAAUGCUCCAUUUGAUUCUGCCAACCCGAAACAAUCUGGUCCUGAUAUUGCAUUGCUAAAACUAGACAGUCCCCUACAACUGAACACGCCUGAUGUGCAACCAGUUCAGUUACCAACCAGUCUAUGUAAAGGAAAAACUGAUGCUGAAUGUCAAGCCCACAUUGGAAAAGAAAUGAAUUUCUGGUCCUGUCAGACGGCAGGGUGGGGCAUCAAAGAUGUCAAAAAACUAUCAUCAGGGAAGUUGAAAUGGUCAGAGGUAAUUGCAGAAGAAAGUGAUGAAACCUUUAUAACAACACUACCCUCUGGAGGAUUUAGCACCACAUGUCAAGGUGAUGGUGGGGCACCAUUAAUGUGUCAACCUGACAAUGGGCCACCUGUUACUGUAGGUAUUUUAAGUCACAUUUUCCCAGACAAUCCUUGUGGCGUAUCUCGUGAUACUAGGACAUAUCAUACAUCCAUACCAAGUCAACUGAAUUGGAUUCUCAAACACAUAACUGAAUGGAGGUAUGGUAGUUCCAGUGAUUGUGAUUGUGACAGAAAUGAGCAACAGAGGAGUGUUUUCCUGCAAUCCAAGUCCUGUGUUUUCCCAGAGAAUGGAAUAACCGCAAAGGCUGUAGAGGAAAUGUAUCAGCGAUUUAAGGAUGAUUGUUACAUUCUCCAGAAGAAAUCAUGUAUCUGCUAUGAAAACCUAAAUUCUAAACAGUGCGAGGAUAACCAAGGCAUCUGUGGUGAACAUGGACGAUGUAUUGACUAUGUCUUUUUCCUCAUCUGUCAGUGUGAUCCAUAUUACUCGGGAGAACUUUGUGAUAUGAAAAAUGAAGUAAGCUGCCCGAUGUAUUGUGGUGAAUAUUUGCUGGGUAAUAGAACAGUAGAAUGCCUGAUACAUGAAGGACAUCAAACAUGUGAGUGUCCCAGUGAAAGAGUGUAUGAUCUACUAUGUAUACCAGUAGAGGGAUCGCAUUCUAUGUAUACUGGUGGUUCUAAAAAGUAAACGACUUCAACAAGAGAAAUAGUCAUGAAGAAAGAACAGAGAUGCUUAACUGACAUGUCAUGCUCUACAUAGAGUCUAAAACUCUUGAAAAUGGUAGUCUGAUAUGAAUAAAAUAAAGAAAUCU
Owenia fusiformis is the source of this 2058-nucleotide messenger RNA. The record is from the annotation of a GenBank genome assembly. NCBI's taxonomy places the organism in Eukaryota, Metazoa, Annelida, Polychaeta, Sabellida, Oweniidae.